Molecule: messenger RNA, 3358 nt
Organism: Gryllus bimaculatus (two-spotted cricket)
Lineage: Eukaryota; Metazoa; Arthropoda; Insecta; Orthoptera; Gryllidae
Source: the annotation of a GenBank genome assembly
UCCCCUCCCCCUCCCUGCCUGCGCGCCUUCCCCCCUCCACCCGCCCCGGCGGCCGCAUAAAUGCGCCAGAUCCACGCGCGCGCGCGCAUUGCUCUGGCAGAGAGGCAGGGAGCUACAGCAGUCGACGACGACCACGACGCCACCGCCCUCGCAGCGGAGAGGAGGACAGUCGCCGCCCGCACCGCGCGCCCUUCGAGACAACGGCGCCGCCUCCCGGCCGCAGAAAGCCCCGCCCGCCGCCCCCGCAUCCACCGCCGACACGGAGUCCAGCUGAUUCAGCUGCGCCCACUACGUAAACGGACAUGAACCACCAGGGAGUGAACAGUGGCCCAGGGAUUGCUCAUUACAGGCCCGAUGACGUCCAAAACGGGAUGAGCACCGUGCUGGGGUAUUCGCCCAACGCGCGCAUCGACAAGACGCUGCUGGAGAAGUUCCUGCGGCUGCCGCUCCCUGAGGAUCGCGUGCAGGCCACGUACAUCUGGAUCGACGGCACCGGCGAGAACGUGCGCGCCAAGGACCGCACCAUCAUCGGCGUUCCCACCAGCAUCAAGGAUUAUCCCAUAUGGAAUUUUGAUGGUAGCUCUACCUAUCAGGCAGAAGGAAGCAAUUCUGAUGUCUACCUGUAUCCUGUAGCUACUUACAAGGAUCCAUUUCGCCCUGGUGCAAACAAUGUUUUGGUGCUUUGUGAAACCUACAAGCACAACAAAGAACCCACAGAAUCCAACAAGAGGCAUGCUUGUGCCGAGGCAAUGUCAAGAGCUGCUGAUCAGAAGCCUUGGUUUGGUAUUGAACAAGAAUACACCCUCUUAGACAUGGACAACCGUCCUUUUGGAUGGCCAACAAAUGGAUUUCCUGGCCCCCAGGGACCCUAUUAUUGUGGUGUUGGUGCAAAUAGAGUUUUUGCUCGAGAAUUGGUUGAAGCACACUAUAGAGCUUGCCUUUAUGCUGGUAUUGAUGUUUCUGGAACAAACGCUGAAGUGAUGCCAGCUCAGUGGGAAUUCCAAGUUGGCCCUGGAGAAGGAAUGAAGUGUGCUGAUGACCUUUGGGUGGCAAGGUACAUUCUGCAUCGUAUUGCUGAAGAGUAUGGCAUUGUUGUCACUUUGGACCCCAAGCCUAUGCCUGGCAACUGGAAUGGAGCUGGGGCUCACUGCAACUUCUCAACUUUAACAAUGAGACAAGACAAUGGCAUAAUAGAAAUUGAAAAGGCCAUUGAUAAACUCUCCAAGCAACACGUGAGGCACAUCCAGGCCUACGAUCCUAAGGGAGGGCAGGACAACAUGAGGCGUUUGACUGGCCACCAUGAAACGUCGUCAAUUCACGACUUCUCUGCCGGCGUGGCAAACCGUGGUGCCAGCAUUCGUAUACCUCGUGGUGUUGCAGAGGAUAAAAAAGGAUAUCUGGAAGACAGGCGUCCAUCUUCCAAUUGUGAUCCUUAUGCUGUCUGCAAUGCACUUGUUAGAACCUGCAUUCUUGAUGAGUAAAGAUAUUAUGGUCUUUGGAACAUUACAAGAAGUCUUUCUUUGAAAGUCUGCGCAUCAACUGCAUAACUUGCAACAUAAAAUUCUGGUGUAUUCACAGAUACCACCAAAGUGUUUGCCUUUCAAAUUUGACUAUCAUAUUCUGUUUUUACAUGUAUAUAUGGCAAAGAUUUUAUAAUAAUGAAAUAUUGUAAUGGUCAACCUGAAUUCGUUGCUUUAAUGGUAAAAAUAUGUGUUUGUAAGAUAGUAGUCAGCAGUGUACAUUAGGUAUAAUACUUUAACACAAGUUCAAAGUAAAUAAACAAUCCUUCUGUACACUGGGAGAAUAUACUCAUUGCACAAGAAAUAUCUGAGAGUAGCUGAUCGAAGAGGUCUUAGUUAUAGCAUGGCAUCAUCUCAGAACUAUGUCCCAUUAUGCCUUUUAGCUUGUCACAAAACAUUUAGGUUGACUGUUACCACAAUUGCACAUCAGAAGCGACCAAAAUACCCAUAUACAUAUAUUUGAUAAAAUGGUUACAAUGUAAAUAAAGAUGUACACAUUUGACCCUGUUCUUAAAAUACUAAAGAUUAGUUUGCAAUAUUUUGUAUUUAUGUACAACAUUGAAGUCACAAAAAAGAUGGAUUUUAUAAUUAGAAAAAAUUGGGAAAAUGUUGUAAAGAUUGCUAAAUGAGAAAUAAGUUUCCUGUUCGCAAUGUUGGGGAAGGGGAAGCUACUAUGGCCAGCUUCUACUAUUUAAUGUGAGCUUGAUUAACUAAUAAAUCCCAUGUAAACUUGCAUUUAAUAUUUUAAACAUGUAUCAUACUUGUACAUUGAAUUAUUUUAAAUAAUUUGAAAUAUAUAGGUUUUAUAAAAAAAUCUGAUGUCAUGAAUGAAUAAGACUGCCCUUCUUCAUGUACUUCUUAGGUAUUCAUCAUCUUGAUCGUCAUGAUCAUAAACUGCAGGAGGUUAUACCAAUUGCCUAUAUCUGUCAGUACCUGAUGGCUCAUGCCAAUCACCUAUACCCGAUGGCUUAUACCUCAGUGUUCCUGUUCUUUGUUUUCACUUUUGUCUUCCAAGUUUUUUGUCCUGUGGGUUUGUAAUUUACUGCUAGUUUGGGUAGUCUUCAUUUUUCAUUCUUGUAAGUGUUUUAACCGUUUAUUCCAACAGCCUUUUGUACCUCCCACAAUAUUUUGUCUAAGCCUUUUCCCUAUGUGUUCCUUUGUUCAUCUAAUCAAGUUACUCCUGAGAUAUAUGGAAGGAAUCUCAUUUAUGAGGUUUCCAAUCUUUUAUCUCCAAGUUUAUGUCCAGGAUUCUGGUUCAAAAAAGAGCAUAGAUUUAGACAUCUACUGUGUAAUCAUAACUUUAUUCGCAGGGUUCUCUCUCCCAAAAUUAUUUUUAUUUAUCCCACUGGAUCUGUGUUUGUAGACAUGAUUUAUCCAAUAUUGAGGCCAAGAUAGCAAAGUUUUGUCUGUAGUUCUAUUAUCUCUCCUUGUAUUACUAUCUGAGCUUGUUUAAUAUUAUUUUGGUAAUAGUAUCAUAGAACAACACUAAUCAUCCAUGAUAGUAUUAUAUCCAUUUUGGUAAUAAUAUUAUAUUAUAGUGUUUAAAUUUGUGUAAUAAUUAAUAUUAUUUGUACAUCUUAAUUUCGGUAUCAUUGUUCUUGUGCCUUGUUUAAAAGCAAGUUUAAAAAUAAAUUAAAUCCAUGGGCAGAUCUGGGGUGUAUGUAAAUGUGUGCAUGUUUGUGUGCGGGCAUAUUUGUGCAUGGUCAUGCGUGCGGCAGGGUGGAUCCAGCCAAUCAUUAUGGAGGAGGUAUCAUAUAUUUUUUUCAAAUAAUAAUAAUAAUAUUUCUUGUUAUAUUGUAUAUUAUUUUUGGAGGGUAUAUAUGAUACUGUACAAUUUU